AUGGAAUAGCAGUAUGUAGAUUUGUUUGGUUAUUAGCUUACACAUGAAUAAUAUUAAAAUAUAACAGCAAAUGAUGAAGAAUUUUAGCAGUUCUUGUAGAUUAUUAGCAAAUAAUUUAGAGAGCGAGGUCCUUUAUAUUUUUAAAAAAUAAGAUGCGAGCUAAAAUCAUAAUUAAAUUCAUUGCAAUAAUUAAUUAAAGUAGAUGAGUAUGGGCAGAUGAAAAUAUCGAAUUUGUAGCUUUAACAGGGUUAUAGUUACGUUAGUAAACAAUAUCCUUUCAUUUUAAAGAUAAGAGGAGAUGGAAACUGCUUUUAUCGAGCUGUUAUUAUUGGAAUUAUGGUCACAAUAAUUUAAAACAAUAAAAAUGAAUUUUUUAGAAUAUUAAUAAGAUAGGUCUAACAUACAGAAAAAUUUGUAUACUAACUGAAAGACGAAAUAAUGGCUAUAUCUGAAACAGAUGUUGGCCUGAUUCUUAUAAAGUUUUUUACAUAAAUUCUCAUAGAAAAAACAAUAAAUGAAAAGUUUAGCAUUCUUUAAUUGUUUGCUGAAUUUAAUGAUUUUCCUGAGAUUGAUUUAAGUCUAAAUAUAUUCUGCAGGAAUGUCCUCAAUACUUAUUUUGAAAAGUCUUUGAAAGACCCUCAAUAUAAUUAAUUUAUUGGGGAUGAUAUGAAGACUAAAAUUCCUUUUUAAUUAUGCGUAAUUGGAGAAGAAGCAGAAGAUGUGAUAAUACCUCUAUCUGCAAAUGCUUUUUCUUAUAAAAUAGUCAUUUAGAAUCUUUACAUUGAUAAUAAUGAUAAACCCUACACAGAUUAAAUCAUUUAUAAUCCCACGAGUGGGGAACCAGCUGAUACAAUUAUAUUAUGCUAUUCUCAAGGCCAUUAUGAUCUUCUUCUUUCACAAAAUUAAUCUUAAAUAUUCUAAAACUAUCCCUAAAUUAUAUUGAAUAGUAAAUUCGUUUUAAAGAUAACAAAGCAGCAGAGAAUUCUCAAAGAUGAGUUAAUUGAAAGUGAAUUACAGUAAGAAGAAAAUGAAAAAGAAAAGGAAAAACUCCAACAAUAACUCUUUGAACAAGAACAAAAAGCACUAGAGAUCUCUAAUAAAUAAAAAAACAUUUAUCAAAAGAUAGUAGAUAAAUGCAAAAGAUUAAUAUAAAAAGGUAAAACUAAAAAAGAGAAAGAGGUAGAAAAAGCAAGUUAGAAAGAGAAUGAUUCGUUAGCACUAAAUAAGAAACAGAGCGAUAAGAAGAAAAAUUUAAAUUUUUAUUAAAGACUAAAUAGUAAAAAGAAAAGUAUUGAAAGUAAUACUUAACAGAGAGAAAAAAAAGGGAUUUAGAAGUGUUUAGAAUGCUAGAAUGAAUUUAUUUUGAAUUAAGGAGAAGAAAUGUUAAAUAGUGUGUAUUUAUGUGACAACUGUUAUUAAUUGCAAAGCAAUCAAUUAAUUGCAAGAGAUAACAAUAAGAAAAAUUAAAAUGGAGAUGGCUCAAGGAAUUGCAAAAUCUGCGAAAAUGAGUUUGAUAAAGACGAAAAUUUUGAGAGUGAGGGAAUUUGCAAAUAAUGCAUAAAGAUGUAGAUCCUGUCAAAUUAUAAAGAAAGUGAAUGUGUUUCUUGCAAGAAAGAAGCUUCAUUCAAAAUUGAAAGCACAGUCUACAAUAAUUUUAAAUUAGGGAUCUGCCAAGAAUGCGUGAAAGAAAACUAUUUUUUAUUUAAAGAGUAAGAAAAAAAGAUUGAAACUCUUAAAGUUUAUUUAAAGGAAUUAUCAACAUAUAUUGUGUUUAAGCUCAGCGAAGAAAUUUAAAAUUAUAUAUUGACAUUGAAAGAAAAAAAUGUUGAUAUCGAAAUAGAAAAAAGCUAGCCUAAUUGUUCUUUUUGUUUUCAGUUUGGAGAUUAAUUUUUGUAUGAAACAGGAAAUCCCGAAUAGCUAAUAUGCCUAGAUUGUUUCAAAUCUUAGGAAUACACAAAAAUAUAGGAGGGUUUUUAAGAUGAAUAAAUUUAAAAGAUUUUAUGGGAUAUUGUUAAUUAGUUAAGUAUACCAUCAUGUUUCAUAUGCUUUGAUCCACUAAAUGAAAGCGAAAAUAAUAUUAAAAUUUAAGAUAUUAUCAGAAAUUCUUCCAUUUAAAUUUGUACUAAAUGCUAAAAAGAAGGUAUAUUCGUUUUUGACUAGGAUGAUAAUAUCUCUGCCUUUAGUAGUUACUUAAAUCAUCCUUUAAAUAUAAUUCCAAGAGAAGAGGAUAAAAAUCAUCUUAAAUCUGCACUUUAAAAUAACUUAAAUUGA
Tetrahymena thermophila SB210 is the source of this 2271-nucleotide messenger RNA. RefSeq names its product peptidase C65 otubain protein. The transcript is spliced from 5 exons. The record is from RefSeq and is a predicted model, not a curated record. NCBI's taxonomy places the organism in Eukaryota, Ciliophora, Oligohymenophorea, Hymenostomatida, Tetrahymenidae.